Messenger RNA from Hippocampus zosterae (dwarf seahorse), 1781 nucleotides. RefSeq names its product neuronal acetylcholine receptor subunit alpha-7-like. The record is from RefSeq and is a predicted model, not a curated record. Gene Ontology annotation, cellular component: postsynaptic membrane; neuron projection; synapse. Bases 92 to 1705 code for a protein of 537 amino acids. Gene Ontology annotation, biological process: regulation of membrane potential; chemical synaptic transmission; nervous system process. Lineage: Eukaryota; Metazoa; Chordata; Actinopteri; Syngnathiformes; Syngnathidae. The transcript is spliced from 9 exons. Gene Ontology annotation, molecular function: transmembrane signaling receptor activity; acetylcholine-gated monoatomic cation-selective channel activity.
UCUCUCCUGCCUCUUGUUCCCGCCACCCUCCAUAGACGAAAGAGCAUCAGCAGCCGAGAGCCCGCAGCCAGGGGCGCUGCCACCCGCCAGGAUGCGGUGCCACAAGUUUUGGGCCGCGUGUUCGGUUGGAUUUUACAUGUGGACUGCCUUUCUCUUCAAAGGAUCUCUGCAAGGAGAGUACCAGAGGAGACUUUACAAGGACCUGCUUGCUAACUACAACCGACUAGAAAGGCCGGUGGUCAAUGACUCAGCUGCCAUCCUGGUGGAGCUGGGCUUCACUCUUCUGCAGAUUAUCGAUGUGGAUGAGAAGAACCAAGUGUUGAUGACCAAUGCCUGGCUGCAGCUGUACUGGACUGAUGUCUACCUGAGCUGGAACCCAGAACACUACCCUGGUGUCCAAAACCUUCGAUUCCCUUCAGACCAGAUCUGGACUCCUGACAUCCUUCUCUACAACAGUGCGGAUGAUCGUUUUGAUGCCACCUUUCACACCAACGUUCUGGUGAAUGCGUCGGGUUACUGCCAGUACAUCCCGCCCGGCAUUCUGAAGAGCACUUGCUACAUUGACGUGCGUUGGUUCCCCUUCGAUGUCCAGAAGUGUGACUUGAAGUUUGGCUCCUGGACACACAAUGGCUGGCUGCUGGACCUCCAGAUGCUUGACGUGGACACGUCCACCUACAUACCCAAUGGCGAGUGGGAUCUUGUGGGUGUCCCAGUCAAGCGCAAUGAGCUCUACUAUGACUGUUGCAAGGAGCCCUACCCUGACGUGACCUUCACAGUCACCAUGCGCCGCAGAACGCUUUAUUACGGCCUCAAUUUGCUCAUUCCCUGCGUGCUGAUUUCUGGCUUGGCCCUGUUGGUCUUCCUGCUGCCUGCUGACUCAGGAGAAAAGAUCUCUCUAGGAAUCACCGUACUGCUUUCGCUGACUGUCUUCAUGCUUCUGGUUGCUGAGAUCAUGCCGGCCACCUCUGACUCGGUUCCUCUCAUCGCUCAGUACUUUGCCAGCACCAUGAUGAUAGUAGGAAUGUCGGUAGUGGUGACUGUGAUAGUCCUGCAGUUUCAUCACCAUGACCCGCAGGGAGGCAAGAUGCCUAAGUGGGUUCGGGUGGUCCUGUUGAACUGGUGUGCUUGGUUUCUGCGCAUGAAGCAACCUGGCGAUGAGCGCAGGCGUCCCGGCUACAAGCUCCGGCAUCCAACCCAGCAUCACUCCAGCACCAACUCGAUUGAAAUGGGCGCCAUUCCGAGCCUCUCUAUUCCACCCUCCCAAACUUCCUGUCCACCAUGCACCUCGGGCACCUCCAAUGGUUCAAUGAGCCUCUAUUUUGGCAGCUAUCACCCAAUGGAGAGUCCACAGUGCCCUCCUUCCAGUGACUCUGGUGUAGCACUGGGGGGUCGCAUUCAUGGCUCCCCUGGUGAAGAGGCUGAGCCCCCCGGUGUUUGUAGUAAUGUUUUGGGAAUGUGUGCUGGUUUGGGAGUUAGGAUCCCGCCACCAGAGAUUCAGCGCAUCUUGGAGGAGGUGACCUACAUUGCCCAGCGCUUCCGGGAUCAGGAUGAGGCUGAGGCCAUUAGUAGUGAGUGGAAGUUUGCAGCAGCGGUGGUGGACCGUCUCUGCCUGGUGGCCUUCUCACUCUUUUCCAUCAUUUGUACCUUCACCAUCCUCAUGUCAGCACCCAACUUCAUAGAGGCUGUCUCCAAGGACUUCACAUAGCUGGAUUCAGAAAUAUUAUAUAUAUAUACAUAUAUAUAUAACAACACGGUUUCCUCUCACAUUCCAAAAAACAUGC